This is a messenger RNA of Durusdinium trenchii, 888 nucleotides long. The record is from the annotation of a GenBank genome assembly. Lineage: Eukaryota; Dinophyceae; Suessiales; Symbiodiniaceae.
AUGGAGGUCUUGGAAGAAGAGCUCAAAUCGAAGUUCCAGGCCCUGCUGGAAGCCAAGGAACUGGAGGAGCAGAAGGCCAAAGAGGCCUUGAAGGCUGCCUAUGUCCAGCGCUUGGAGGCUCAGGAACAACAGCAUGUCCAGCAAAUGGAGGAGAUGGAGCGCAAAUGGCAGCGAAGCUUCGACAAGAAGUGUCAGGUGUUGUUGGACUCCAUCAAGGACGCUUCACAGGUCUGGGAGGAGGUGAAGUUGGAUGGAGAGGUCCCGAAGGCAGAGACUGGCGACCGCUUCAUGAACGAAACUUCUUUGUCGCUCUUCCCGGCGGUUUGUGUGAAAGUCGACGGUCCGUCUCUGACCUUGGCAUCGCUGGAUCGUGAGACGCUCCAGCGCGCCACGCGGCACUUCUACGCAAACGGCUUGGACUUGCCCAGCUUUGGACGGGUCUAUGCUGAGGCGCAGCAGACAGCGGGGAUUUUUCCCUGCCUUCUGGACGCAGCAGCAGGUCGACCAACAUUUCCGGAGCCACUACUGGAGCCACUACAAGGCGAUCGUGGAGGCUUCAGAGCUGCGAGCCGUGAGGCGUCCGAGGUGUCCGAGCUCUACUCGCGAUCUGGACACACUCCAAGUGUGAGCUCGAGGUCGGAGGGUCGUUCACUCGACGAGCCCGAAGAAGUGGACGGGAGGAUGGCACCGGAGGCACCGCGAGGGGGGCCCCCGCGACUUGGCCUGUCUGACAAGAGCUCCAAGGAGUCAGGGAGCCUCUCGGCACCAGGCCGUGGUCUGGUCGAGAACGGACGAGACGGACCGGUCGGAGUGCGGUUUCGCCGCCCGAGAGGGCGGGGCGUUGGAGAAGAUGAAGGCGUUUCUGGGAAGACCAUGGGAGACCCAUGA